Molecule: messenger RNA, 2032 nt
Organism: Exophiala viscosa
Lineage: Eukaryota; Fungi; Ascomycota; Eurotiomycetes; Chaetothyriales; Herpotrichiellaceae
Product: MFS transporter
Exons: 2
Coding region: 182-1993 (603 amino acids)
Biological process (GO): carbohydrate transport; transmembrane transport
Cellular component (GO): membrane
Molecular function (GO): carbohydrate:proton symporter activity
Source: RefSeq, a predicted model, not a curated record
ACUGUGACAGAGUGUAUAUAGUCACCCUCGACCCCCCGACUGAAUGUGACUUCUCAACACACAAUCUCCGGUCAUAGAUCUGUCUUGGGACUGGAAGAUCGUCCAUCACAGACCUGGCGGUGGUGUAGCUGAUACUCUUCGGUCUGCUCCAACUACUACUUGGCGGCACGAGACUACAGCCAUGAGUUACGCCCACGACGAGGAGAGCGGCCCCGGCCGUACAGGCCGUCACAUGAGUGUCUCCCAGUAUGCAGCCAACAUGGGGGCUCCUACCUACGACACCACCCGACGAAGGUCGUCCAUCGUCCCUGCCGCAGUAAUUGGCGCAACCCAAGGCGAUACUGUCUUCAACCAGAAGGAUGACACCCUUCGCAAGAUGUCCGUGGCUGUGCCCAAUUUGGCCGAGCUGACUGCCGAUGCUCAAACCGCUGCCAAUCUCGAACGCCAUAUGGGCUUCGUGGAAGGGUGCAGACUAUAUCCCAAGGCGAUCAUGUUCUCCUUCUGUCUCUCACUUGCGGUCAUCAUGGAGGGAUACGACACAUACCUGCUUGGAAACUUUUUCGGUAAUCCGGCUUUCCAGAAGAAAUACGGUACCUUUGCCGGCGUCGUGGACGGCGCCAGAACAUAUCAGGUCACAGCUACCUGGCAAUCUGCUCUGUCGAACGGCACUGCGGCCGCCCAGAUCAUUGGACUCUUCAUCAACGGUAUCGUGUCCGAAAGGAUCGGUUAUCGCUGGACCAUGAUCGGUGCGUUGAUGUUCAUCGCUUGUUGUAUCUUCAUUACCUUUUUCGCCGUCAAUGUGAGGAUGUUGCUGGCCGGGUACAUCCUCUCUGGCUUGCCUUGGGGCGUGUUUCAGACUUUGACCACGACGUACGCUGCCGAGGUGUGUCCUGUACCUCUCCGACCAUACCUAACCACCUAUGUCAAUCUAUGCUGGGUCAUUGGUCAGUUACUUGCUGCUGGAAUUCUGAAGGGAUUCGUCAACACCGACACCGAAUGGGCAUACCGAGUACCCUAUUCAAUUCAAUGGAUCUGGCCCUUUCCAAUCGCCUUGACCGCAUUCUUUGCUCCCGAGUCACCGUGGUGGUUGGUCCGUCACGGUAAACUCGACGAAGCUCGUGCCGCCCUGACCAAGCUCACUUCCAAAAGGAACACCGAAUCCAACGUCGAAGACACCCUCGCCAUGAUAAUCCACACCAAUGAGCUCGAGAUCCAACAGACCUCAGGUACCACCUAUCUCGACUGCUUCAAAGGCGUCGACCUUCGCCGAACGGAGGUAACCUGCAUUACCUGGCUCAUUCAACAAACAUCUGGCUCUCCGAUGAUUGGCUGGGGUACUUACUUCAUGGAACAAGCUGGUCUCACUGCAGCCAAUGCCUACUCGCUUGGUGUUGGUCAAAGUGCUAUGGGCUUCUGCGGUACCGUCCUUUCUUGGUUUCUGAUGCCUCAUUUCGGUCGUCGCACCCUCUACAUUUGGGGUCAAGUAGUCAUGUUCAUCAUCCUCAUGGCCCUUGGCGGACUUGGUGUCCCAGCCUUGUCGACUUCUAUCGGCUGGGCAUCUGGCGCAUUGAUCUUGAUCCUGACCUUUGUCUACGACUUCACUGUCGGUCCGGUCUGCUAUUCCCUUGUGGCUGAAAUUCCAUCCACCCGUCUCCGUAUCAAGACGGUUGUCUUAUCUCGAAACGUGUACAACCUCAUGGGUAUCGUUAUUGGUACCCUUCAACCGCGCAUGAUGAAUCCUACUGCCUGGGGCUGGCGUGGAAAGACCUGCUUCUUUUGGGGAGGCCUCAACUUGCUUGGACUUAUUUGGACUUAUUUCCGUCUUCCAGAGCCAAAGGGUCUCACAUACGCCGAUCUUGAUGUUCUCUUUGAGAAUCACGUCUCCGCUCGCAAAUUUAGGGAUGUCAAGGUUGAUCCUUUCCGUUCGGAUAAUCUUGUUAUCGUCCCUGAUGAGGACAACGGCUUUGAUGUCGCUGAGAAGAAGGGUUACUAAUGGACCAUUUCCUUCCAACAAUAUGUUCAUGGUGUCUUA